Clunio marinus is the source of this 207-nucleotide messenger RNA. The record is from the annotation of a GenBank genome assembly. Lineage: Eukaryota; Metazoa; Arthropoda; Insecta; Diptera; Chironomidae.
AUGUUACAAAAUGCAUUUGAUGGGAUGAAGAGAGAUUUAACUUUACCGGUUAACCUGACUGAAAGCAGAAAGGGCUCAGUUUUGGGUAUUCUGAUAAAGUUAAUCAAGAUGGAACGAAGCAUUCAUUCUGAUUUUCUUGUAAUCAUGUUUAGUAUGAGCAACUGCUAUUUGUCAAGAGUCUCUCAUCAUUUUAACUCGACAAGUUAA